UGGGACCGGUAGUCUGCACUAAUCCCGAAGGCCAUCUGAGCAGCUGGACUGGGAUGGGUCCAGACCUUUGGUUCGAAAGGCCGAAAUGAACUUCCGAGGUUCCUUGUUCCUUCUGCCGAGGGGAUGAUGAGACUGAGGAAAAGUGACUCCCCAAAGUCACAAGAUAAUUGUUAGGGCUGGUCAAGAAUCUGAGCCUGUAACUGCAGAGACCAGAGAUCUUUCUCGUAUGCUCUUGGGAAGCAGAUUCUAAGAUCUUGGCACAUUAUCUUGUGUGAGGUCGAAAUGCCUAAAGUCAAAAGAAGCCGGAAAGCACCUCCAGAUGGCUGGGAGUUGAUUGAACCAACACUGGAUGAGUUAGACCAAAAGAUGAGGGAAGCUGAAACAGAGCCUCAUGAAGGAAAGAGGAAAGUGGAAUCUCUGUGGCCUAUCUUCAGGAUCCACCACCAGAAAACCCGCUAUAUCUUUGACCUCUUUUACAAGCGGAAAGCCAUAAGCAGAGAACUAUAUGAAUAUUGUAUUAAAGAAGGCUAUGCAGACAAAAACCUGAUUGCAAAAUGGAAAAAGCAAGGCUAUGAGAACUUGUGCUGCCUGCGGUGUAUUCAGACACGGGACACUAAUUUUGGAACAAACUGCAUUUGCCGGGUUCCCAAAAGCAAGCUGGAAGUGGGCCGCAUUAUUGAGUGCACACACUGUGGUUGCCGGGGCUGCUCUGGCUGAAGCCCCCAACCCAUCUCCACCUAGGACUUUGGACUUUGCAUCACCCAAAGGGAGUUGCAUCACCCCCUUUCCUGGGAGAAGCUCUUCUUGCAGAGUGGUGCCCCAGGCCCAAGUUGGAGCACAGCCUCUUCAGGUGAAGGCUUUGCUGUCCUAUCAGCUGUGAUUGUAAAAAUAAAACAUUUUAACUUCUUGG
Messenger RNA from Otolemur garnettii (small-eared galago), 910 nucleotides. RefSeq names its product BUD31 homolog (gene BUD31). The coding region runs from base 283 to 717 and encodes 144 amino acids. NCBI's taxonomy places the organism in Eukaryota, Metazoa, Chordata, Mammalia, Primates, Galagidae. The transcript is spliced from 6 exons. Gene Ontology annotation, cellular component: nucleus; spliceosomal complex. Gene Ontology annotation, biological process: mRNA splicing, via spliceosome. The record is from RefSeq and is a predicted model, not a curated record.